GAGGUAAUCACGAAAGCCACUACAUUUGACACUCGUCUCGGCAACUUGUUGAUUCCCUGACAAUUCCACUUAAUUUCUAUAAAUAACAGGAUACCGACACAGUCAAUUUUUUAUUUUCUCUCUUCCAAUUACCCGCGGUCAAUGCACGAAUCGAAAGACGUCCAAUUUUUUUAUAUUUAUUUUCUCGAUAAUGCAGAGUUUCACAAGCCCUUUCCUUGACUCACAUAAAAUUUCCUUGGAGGAGCAAAUUCUCCCGGAAGUCGUUAAAAAUACUUUCCUCUAUACUACGAAAAAGUUACUGGAUGAAUCACGGACUAUUGAUUCAUGUUUAAAUAAUCCGCGAUUUUUUUAGAAGAGCGCUCCGUGCAUUGGAACUAUUAGCGCGAAUUUCAAAUUUCGGCACGCAGCAUAGAGUCAAUAAUUUACCUGAAAUUGUUUCGAAUAAAAAUCAAUUUUUGGCUAAUUAAAGUCACCUGGUUAAAAGGUGCCUGAAUAAAAAAUUAAGUGAACAUAUAUUGCAAUAACUUAUUUAGUUAUUCGAUAAAUUGCAAGGUAAUAUUUUCAUAGCUCACUGAAAACAGAUUAUAUCUGGAGGUGCACCUUGACUCUGGAAAAUAUCCAAUGGAUUAAUGCUUAGAGAAUGGCGUGAAUGUGAAGUAUACAAGAAAACUGUACCAAGGUCAAACCUGUCGAUUACCAAGCUCCUUGUGCUGUUGUAACAUAUGCUGGCAGAUUGUACAGUAUAAUGGGUUGGUUGCAUUGAUAUGAAACCAAAUGAUGAAGCUGAUGCAAAUAUCAUUGUGAAGGGCGAGAAUAACUGGAAAGAACAGGAGACAGCUAUCCUACAGCAAGUUAAAGAUAUAUUGAAGGAAGAGAAAUUGGAUGGAAUAAUCUGCGUAGCUGGAGGCUGGGCAGGUGGAAAUGCAUCUAACAAGGAUUUCAUUAAAAAUUGUGAUCUCAUGUGGAGGCAGAGCGUUUGGAGUUCAACCAUUGCAGCAAGCAUUGCAGCUCAAUAUCUUAAAGAAGGAGGGUUUCUCUCCUUAACGGGUGCAAAAGCAGCACUUGAUGAGACUCCAGGAAUGAUCGGAUAUGGUAUGGCUAAGGCUGCCGUCCACCAAUUAAUCAAGUCUCUGGCUGCCAAAGGAAGUGGACUUCCCGCGAAUUCACUGGUCACUGGAAUUUUACCUGUUACGCUGGAUACUCCUAUGAAUAGAAAAUGGAUGGCAGAUGCCGAUACAUCCACCUGGACACCUCUUGAAUUUGUCUCUGACCUGUUCUGGAAAUGGGCACAGCAACAAGAUCGUCCAAAAAAUGGCAGUCUUCUUCAGCUUGUGACAAAGGACAAUGUUACCAAAUUGAUUCCUGCUUAAAUUUCAACAAGAAGGAUCAUUUUAAAUUUGGAACAUUGAUAUGCGAAUGACAAUACGUUGAUGUAAAUAUACAGCUCAGUAAUUCAUGGUACCUUCAGUCUACCAUAAUGGCCAAAUCAUUAUUGUGCAUGUAAUUGUAGAAAGUGGUGUUGAAACUGAACUUUCAGAGUGUAUCGUACUUAUUUUCCAUGACACCUCAUAUACUCUGUGAAUAUAAUUUUCUUUGUCUAUUAGAUUUGUAACGUAUCGCAGGUUAUUAAUGCUAAGAAAACCCGUAUUGAAUGCAUUUAAUGAUUUUUUACCGAUUUUGUUUAGAAUUCUAAGAAAUAUAUGAAAAUGUAUGUAAUGUUCUUCACAGGGUGCUAUAUCCAUAAAUGAAUGUUGCCAUUAACAUUAA
Orussus abietinus is the source of this 1767-nucleotide messenger RNA. RefSeq names its product dihydropteridine reductase (gene Dhpr). Gene Ontology annotation, biological process: L-phenylalanine catabolic process; tetrahydrobiopterin biosynthetic process. Gene Ontology annotation, cellular component: cytoplasm. The transcript has 5 exons. The record is from RefSeq and is a predicted model, not a curated record. Bases 765 to 1370 code for a protein of 201 amino acids. Gene Ontology annotation, molecular function: NADPH binding; NADH binding; 6,7-dihydropteridine reductase activity. NCBI's taxonomy places the organism in Eukaryota, Metazoa, Arthropoda, Insecta, Hymenoptera, Orussidae.